CUCCGAAAUGUUACCAGUUUUUGUUUCAUCCAAGCCCUAAAAAAAAAAAAAAGACUCGGUGAGGGUUUAAAGGAAGAUAGCUUAUUCCGUUCGUUGGAUUCUAAAUUUACUUGCGAUUAUUAACUAGUCUUUAUCAGCGCAAUUCUUUCCUCAGAAAAUGAACUCAGUCGCUAUCCGAGUCUCCAAGCUUCUCAGAUCCUCCGCCUCUCCCAUCUCUCCUCUCGCAGUAAGUGCUGGGAAAGGCUCGAGGUCUUGGUUCUCAACUGGUCCCAUCGAUGAAGAAGGGUUGGAAGAAGAUUUUGAAGAAACCAUCUCAGAAAGACCCGAGCUUCAGCCUCACGGUGUCGAUCCCCGUAAAGGUUGGGGCUUUCGCGGCGUCCAUAGGGCCAUCAUUUGUGGGAAGGUAGGUCAAGCUCCGUUACAGAAGAUCUUAAGGAACGGUCGAACUGUAACCAUCUUCACAGUUGGAACGGGUGGCAUGUUUGAUCAGAGGCUUAUGGGAGCAACUAACCAGCCUAAACCUGCUCAGUGGCAUAGAAUCGCUGUGCACAACGAAGUUCUUGGCUCUUACGCUGUCCAAAAGCUCGCCAAAAACUCAUCGGUUUAUGUGGAAGGUGAUAUUGAGACUAGAGUCUAUAAUGAUAGCAUCAGUAGUGAAGUCAAGAGUAUCCCUGAGAUCUGCAUUCGUCGUGAUGGGAAGAUUAGGCUGAUCAAAUACGGGGAAAGCAUUAGCAAGAUCUCUUUCGAUGAGCUAAAAGAAGGAUUGAUUUAGUCGGAGCAAGAAUAUAACGGUGGCGGGAAGACACUGAAUCAACGGUCUCCUGAGUAAAAUCGACAAACCCGUUCUUUUUUUUGUUUUCCUGUCCUUUGUGAGAGAACUGAGUUCAUUUACAUGGAUAUUAGGGACAUUUAUGUAAUUGUCGAUCAAAACUAAUCAGUUCUGCCUCGGUUUCUUAGUACAUGUUGCUCGACAACAAACACAUUUGGCUAGAUGCUUUACCAUUGCUGUAAGACUGUCUAUCAGUAAUUCGAAGCAUUGCCUAAGCUUCAACUUCUGUUGCAGUGGAUGGUUGGUUCUAAAGAUGUUAAGAUAGUAUAACCCACCCCAUUUAAGAUCCACUCCAUUUGAACAAAUAUACGUUUAGACUCAUUUUAAAAUAGGUCUUUUAGGACUAUCCAUUUAGUAUUCGCG
Messenger RNA from Eruca vesicaria subsp. sativa (arugula), 1192 nucleotides. The record is from the annotation of a GenBank genome assembly. NCBI's taxonomy places the organism in Eukaryota, Viridiplantae, Streptophyta, Magnoliopsida, Brassicales, Brassicaceae.